AUGCCUGGAUUUAGAGAUAAUUUCCCACCAAAACCUCAGUUUACCGACAAGUCCAUCAGCGGCCAAGCUGGAAAGGUAUUUUUGGUGACGGGAUGUUCCAGUGGAGUUGGUAAAGAGCUGGCAAGGAUCCUCUAUUCCUAUGAUGCAAAGGUCUACAUCACCGCCCGAUCCAUCACGAGAGCCAACGCGGCAAUAGAAGAGAUCAAGGCUCUACACCCAAAAUCGCGGGGAGAACUCAUCCCUCUACAUCUCGAUCUUGACGAUCUAGCUUCCGUCAAGAAGUCGGCCGAUGACUUUCUUAGCCGAGAAAACAAGUUGGAUGUACUGUGGAAUAAUGCUGGCGUCAUGGUUCCUCCCACUGGCUCGAAGACAAAGCAAGGCUACGAGGAGCAGCUAGGCGCCAACUGCCUGGCAACUUUUCUCUUCACAAUGCUUCUUACUCCUCUACUAGUUAACACGGCAAAGACUGCUGCUCCCGACUCUGUUCGCGUGGUCUGGGUUUCGUCAUCAACGACUGACCGCUCUCCACCCGGCGGCAUAGAUUUCGAUAACCUGGAUUAUAAGAAGAAAGACCCGGGCAAGUGGGCCAAAUACGGAAUUAGCAAGGCCGGGCUCUACUACUACGCAACGCAGUAUGCGAAACUAUACAAACCUGAUGGCAUCACUAGCGUCUCUCUGCAUCCAGGAAAUUUAAAGACUGAGCUCCAGCGCCAUGUCUCUGCACUGCAGAUGGUUAUCAUCAACAUGAUGGUAUAUCCGCCGGUUAAUGGCGCCUACACGGAGCUGUUUGCUGGCCUAUCGCCCGAUGUGACCUUGGAGAAGAGCGGUGCUUGGAUCCAGCCUUGGGGUCGCUUCGGUACGCAGCGACCUGAUUUGGUGCAAGGCUCAAAAUCCAAAGCCGAGGGCGGAACUGGCAUCGCAGAAAGGUUUUGGGAAUGGUCAGAAGAGCAAGUCAAGCCUUAUACUUGA
This is a messenger RNA of Trichoderma gamsii, 969 nucleotides long. RefSeq lists its product as hypothetical. The record is from RefSeq and is a predicted model, not a curated record. The transcript has 2 exons. The coding region runs from base 1 to 969 and encodes 322 amino acids. Lineage: Eukaryota; Fungi; Ascomycota; Sordariomycetes; Hypocreales; Hypocreaceae. Gene Ontology annotation, molecular function: oxidoreductase activity.